AUGCUACUGGCUUAUAUGUCUGCCCAUGCAGAUAUCUGCCGUACCAUCAUAUCAAACACGCCGUUCCUUGAGACCGUUUCUUUUAGGAAGCUUAUGCAUGGGAUGCUCUCCGUAGCGCAAAAUGAUCCGUUAUUAUCCACCGCGCUGCGACCCGUCUUGAUCAGUAACCCAGAACAGGUGUCUAAAGUCGUGAUACGAUCCCUCAUCACAGAAAUUCAGCGGCAGCCCACUAACUUUGAAUACCUCCUACAUGCCAUAACCUCAUUUCCAGCAUUUUCUGAGGCCUCCGGCGACGUCCAUAACUACUUGUAUUCACAUGCGGCGCCGUGGUUAUGUCGCGCCAUUCGCUUCAUCGUAUCCCGACGUGAACCGUAUUCAUCAUUAGAUCUCGCCGUAGCCGUACGUUCUCUCGAACUUGGCUUCGAGGCGGUGUAUGGUUGCUGCUGGUCCUUCAUUUAUACCUCGGUCACAGCCUGCGAUCACCAACUCCUCGAAUCCGUUUUGAAGGUUGAUCGUUUCGUCCGUAUGAAUCAAAUCAAGCCCGGGGAUGCCAAGAUCUACGAUACAAUUGAAAAAUUGUUAACAUUGGCAACAGUCAACACUGUAUAUCGGACAUUCCUGCGCAGAGUGCGCUGGGCAAUCGGCCAUGCCGUCAAACUUGAACCUGACCUUGAUAUGGAUGGGCCGAUCGCUAAACAUUGGUUUCGUUUGAAAGACGUGGCUACGGAACGCGAGAUUGCCAAACAGAGAUAUGAUCUUGAGCAUGACAAAGGUCUUCGUCUGUGCAAUAACAAAGAGUGUCCCAAGACGUCGCGCGAACCUUCCCGACGGUGCAGUGGUUGUUGGGUUUGGUUUUAUUGCUCCGAACAAUGCCAGAAACUUGACUGGGUCGGAGAUCAUCGCAAAGCGUGUAAGGACAUACAAAAGAGCCGAAAGACCGAUGGUACGCAUAACACAUGUGCUAGGGAUCGCGACUUACAAGGAGAAUGGACCAAGCUUGAAGCUCGUCAGAACCUCCGUCGUUUGAUUACCAUGCGCAAGGCAGACAUCUUGAAGAAUCCCGCAGCAGAGAAUUACCCUACUGCCGUUGCGGUGAACUUUUGUCAUGAAGAUGGGGUAAGAAUUAGUAGUAUUUCCAAGGACGAGGCGCGCGAUAUUAUGGGCCAAGAAGAUUGGGAUAUGUAUACGAGGGAUGGCCACAAGGUUGUAAUUCUCAUGGAGGUGCCUUAUGGAAGGAUCUUUCCGCUGCGUACAGUAUACCCACUCGGUGCAUGUGUUCCACUCGGUGCAUCAUAG
Messenger RNA from Desarmillaria tabescens, 1296 nucleotides. RefSeq lists its product as uncharacterized. Bases 1 to 1296 code for a protein of 431 amino acids. The transcript is spliced from 4 exons. The record is from RefSeq and is a predicted model, not a curated record. Lineage: Eukaryota; Fungi; Basidiomycota; Agaricomycetes; Agaricales; Physalacriaceae.